AUGUCGGUAAGUGUAAGGUUAAAAUUGUAGACUGUGACUAGCAUUGUGGAGAGGAAAUCGCCACAGCCAUCUUCCCCUACCCUCUCCCCUCCUCAUUCUCCUCCUCCUGCUCCUCCUCCUCCUCCUGCUCCUGCUCCUCCUCCUCCUCCUCCUCCAUCACGUCAACUUCAUGUUCCCCACUCGCUCUCCUUUCAGCCUUCUACCAAUGGGUGCCCUUCUGCCUCUCCAUCCAAGCCAUGCUCUUCUACCUACCCCACCUCAUCUGGCAGGCUCUUGCCAUCAACAGCCUCGGCGACAACCUGGAAUGCCUCCUGACCAGAGACAAGAAGGCCAAUCAGGUGGAUGAUCGCGACGCCCGCCAGAAACUCGUCAACGCCUGUGCAAACCACCUCUCUCAGCUGUCUCGUCAGCACGCCGACAACCGCAACAACACCUGGUCCGCCCUCCAACACCACCUCUCCCGCAUUCCCGGUGGACGUCUCUUCAUCGUGGGCAAGCGGAUGGGCAAUCGUAUCGCCUUCCUCUACCUCCUAGUGAAGCUGCUCUACAUCGCCAAUGCAUUCGGCCAGCUCUUCAUGAUCAUGAAAUUCCUGGGACAUCGCGAUCUGAACAUGGCGACGUUUGCCCAGGAUCUCUUCAACAUCCUCAAAUCGAUACGUGAGUGGGGUGGCAGUGAGUUCUUCCCUCGACAAUCCUUUGUCCUGUGA
This is a messenger RNA of Spirometra erinaceieuropaei, 707 nucleotides long. The record is from the annotation of a GenBank genome assembly. NCBI's taxonomy places the organism in Eukaryota, Metazoa, Platyhelminthes, Cestoda, Diphyllobothriidea, Diphyllobothriidae.